Molecule: messenger RNA, 1510 nt
Organism: Saccostrea cuccullata (small rock oyster)
Lineage: Eukaryota; Metazoa; Mollusca; Bivalvia; Ostreida; Ostreidae
Exons: 2
Coding region: 440-1510 (356 amino acids)
Source: RefSeq, a predicted model, not a curated record
GACUUUUCAUAACUUUUAAAAAAUAAAUGACUAAUAAAAACAGAUAACAUAAGAUCAAAAAUCACUUCAACAGUGAAAAUAUUGUUUUUAUUCUUGUAUUCAUAGGAUAUUCCGACCUCUCUUUCUUCCGUAUAAAAGUAGGGGACAUACAAAAGUGAUACGUAUACAUGAAUGUGCAUGGAAAAAAAACGCAUCGGAGAUGAAUUGUAAUCGUGUUAAAUUUACAGCAUGAACAGCGUAUGAUAACUAUAACGAUAAACUAUAAUUUUGUGAAUAUUUAUGAAUAUAUAAAUCGGACGAAAUUUAGAAACGUACUGUAUAUGACAGACAUUUUACGCAAGUGCGUCAUUAGUAACAUGUUGACCAAAGAAGAUCCAAGAAAUUGCCUCAACAUGACCUGAGAAAAUAUCUGGACAACAGAAACCAAAAGGGGAUCAGAAUGUCCUCACCAAGGUUCUACUCAUGUGUUCUAUGUUCGUCUAGACCAAAGGCCCGAGAUAGACGACCACUAACUGGAUCCAAAAAUAAAGGACUUCGGAAAUUCCUCCAACGACGUUUCCUAAUAGAAUCCUCCAAGAUAUUUGCUACUGCGAGUGUCAUCUGUAAUAAAUGUCGACUCCGCUGUUCCCGAGAAAUCCAUGCAGCUGCUGGGGAUUCACAAAAGGACUUUGCUAAACAGAACCGUAUUCCGGACACAGAUCUUGGCACAGAGUACAUACCAUCCACCAAGAAAGCUAAGAAAAUACCAAAGUCACCUCCAAGCAUCACACUUCCAAUACCUUCAGUGGGAGGGAGUCAUUCCCAGUGUGCUGUCUGCAAGCGCCGUGGUCCAAAGCUAGUCGUCGUACCUAAAAAUGCUAGAUAUAAUCUGUUUUUGGAAACACUUAUUGUAUUGCCCAUUGGAGCUAGAUGUUGCCCAGGUCAUCUUUCCGAAAAUCUUUUCCACGCUCAUGCAGCAGAACAGAUUUCCCAGUCUCGAACCACAUCUGAUUUUAACCGCUCAGAUCUAAUGGAACUUAUAACAGAGAUUCGAGAAAUUGCUGUAAGGGGAAGUGAAAAACGCAUCGAUUUUGACAAUGUAAAGUCUUUAUCGGAUUCAGACGUCUUAACUUUGACUGGAAUAACAAAAAAGAACUUCGAUGAACUUUGUUCAGAAGUUGGAGGAAGUCUGAGAGAUUCGAGUACACGCAGUGUUCGAACAUGCAUUGGCAUAUUUCUCACUAAACUAAAGACAGGCAUGCCAAAUAAAAUUAUUCAAUUUAGGCAGAGACUCAAUCCGACGUGCCAUUGCAUCAGCGCGGAAGUAUCUUUCACAACAUUUUGUGCCAUCACAUCUGGGUUUUGGGCAUAUAAGCAGAGAAGAAAUAAUAUCAUCGCAUACGAGACCAAUAGCACAAUCAUUAUUUGGAGAAGGCAAGUUUCCAGCCAUAUUAGUAGCCGACGGAACUUACAUAUACAUACAGAAGAGUUUACAGUUCAGAUUCCAACGCAAGUGCUACAGUUUACAUAA